UUUGAACAUAACAUGAGCGCUACAUCUAACUUAUACGCUUCUAAAGCUGGCCAGUGGAAACAAUCCUGGUUCGAAUAAUCUUUCAGAUUCUGUCGAAACAUGUGAUGAGAAAGGAAAGUCGUCGAAGAAAAAAGGACUGAGAAGUUUGUUUAGGCACGUUUCGCAUUCAAAGCAUUCUAACCGUAGUCAAUGUUCUACGAGCGAGCCCAAAACAUUGGAAGCGAUUCCGGCGAUUAAUUCGUCUGAUGUGAAGGAAAAACCACUACAUAAUAACCGGAAACCAUUGUGGGACGUUUUGGAGACUGGUGGCUCUACGCGAAGUAGUAGCCUUUCAGGUUAUGAGACGCAACUGCCCGUAGACUAUCAUAUAGGAGCUACUUUUCUUGACCCUAACAAUCCGAAGUCUAAGAAAAGUGUUGAAUCUAUUUCGGACCGUGGUGUAUUUCCGGUUGAGGUGUCAACUUCCAGCUCAUCAGCAUGUAAUACCUCAUUAUCGAGCAAAACUAUCAUCACAGUAACCAAUUCAACACCCGAAACACAUAACAAUAGAUCGUUUCAUACUUCAGUGCCUCGCGCAUAUGCUUCUAUGCCCCAUGCCAUGUUACCUGUUUAUUACGGUUGUGAGCCAAGUAAUAAUUUACAAUCAUCCCCUCGAACGGAGUCAAUCACUAGUACAAAUGUAUAUAGUUUGAACAAAUUAAUGGGAGAUUAUAAACCAAUCAAUUCGCACUCAGUAUUAUCAUCGUCAUCAUCACCCGUUUCUGAUUUUGUCGGUGCUGAUGCUGCCCCUGGCAGCGGCAACGCUACUUGCCAUGAUGAUCUUACCAAUUCUAUUGAUUCUGAAUUGACAGCCUGUAAAAUACAACAAUUACAACAUGAUAUGGUGCAACUUGAAACUGCAAUAAAGGAUAACUUAAAUGAACAGAAAGAAUUGAAUGAUCGAUUAUUUGAACAAUUGGCUGAAGUAUCGAAACCGGAAAAUAAUAAAAAUAAAUCAUCAUCCUCCUUGUUGUCAUUGUCAUCAUUAUCAAACGACCAAUCUGUCUCCCAUGAAAGUGAAAUUAAACGUAUGUAUAGUGAAAAGUUAAAAACACUUAAAAAACAAUUUAAAGCAUUAAAUGAACAAUUACAAACAACACGUUAUGUUAUUUCCAAAACGACAACAUAUGAUGAUAGUGCGUAUCGUAAGAAGAGUUCUUCACGUCCUGUCGGCUAUUCAUUCUUUACACCUAACGAUCGAAAGAAACAUAAGAAAAUGACAAAAAGCCAUUUGGCCACAUCCAAUUUGUUGUAUCCUCCCGAUUCAUCUAGUUUACUCCUACCUGAGAAUGUAGCUAGUAGUAGUUCUCAACCACUUCGAACUGGUUCAUUACCCUCUACUAAUGGGGUUAACCCUAUCAGUUGUGGUGGAUAUGACGCUGGUGGACGUAGUAUGAUUAGCGGUCUAAGCGGUAUGAUUGGUACAUCAAAAGAUGAUACAUGUCCCAGUAUAGAUCCAUCUGUUGCUGUCAAUUCGAACACAGGUGCAUUUUCAUGGUCGGACAGUGGAGAUAAUACACUGGCACGAAUAUUUGAAUUUCUUGGCGUAUCACCAAAUCAAGUGUUCAAUAGUCAAAAUCUAAUGUUUAUCGGUAAUAAUAAUGUUCCAAGUGUUGGUUCUUCAGGUUCAUCUGCAUUGUCUGCUUCAGGAUUAGGCGUUUUAGAUAAAGCUAAAGCUGGAUCUAAAAGUCAUAUAAGUGGAGCUAAUGUUAUCUCACCAGAAUCACUUAGUACUCCUCAUACUGGCGGUAUUGUUACAGGGAGUUUAAGUGGUGGUGUUGCUGCUGGUAGUAUUGGCCACCUAGGUAAUUCAACAAUGAACAUUUCACUACAUAAUUUGGCACUUGCAUUUGCUUAUCUUUAUCGUCGUCAAGAAUGUCAAUUCGCCUCUCUAACCAAUCAACAAUCACAGAUAUUUCAAGAACUUCGUGAUGAAUUAUCUGUUAUGCAUAGUGAAACACUUAGUAUUCAGUCUACACUGAAUAAUUUAACAACAGAAUUAGAAGCUAUUCGACGUGAUGCAACCACAAAAACCGAGUUACAAAAUCAAAAACUAACCGAUGCCAGUUCACGUAUUGAACGAUUGGAUGCUAUAGCUGAAGAAUCUCGACAAGCUUUACCACAUGAAUUAGCAGCUAUACGUAAUGAAUUUCAUGAUUCCUUAUAUUCAGUUGAAUAUCAAGUGACUACAAAAAUACGCGAUCUAAGUGAUAAUAUUACAAGUAUUAAUAAUAAGGUAAGCAUGAUUGAAAAACCUCAUGAUCAAUCCAAUACACUUGAUUUACAUGGUACAGAAUUAGAUCGUAUUCGUCGUAAAGUUUUACACUAUUUAACUGAUUUAUGUGUAUCAUUCUUCGCACUAGUUACUAUGCUACUUCAAGUGCUUAUACGUUGUUUAAAUCUGGGCGCUGUUCUAACGGAAAAUAGGAAACUUGCUGUUUGCUUUUCCAUGACAUUGUUAGCUAGUUGUUUGCUUGUAUAUACAUCGGAUCCUAUUAUUUUAUGGCUCAGGGAAGAUGAUACCAUUACAAAUCCGGCUACAACAACAACAACCAUACAUCGAAGAUCUCAAUACUGGAGAAAUAUACUUAUUGCUAUCCUGUCAUUUUUUCGAAGUUUUUCCCGUGAAAUGACUUGAAGCAAUAUUUUGAUUUAUCUAAAGUACGCUUGUCUUGUCUCCUUUAUUCAAUGGUUCUCUUCACCUAAAGGUUUAUUGUCUUUCAUGGCAAUUACCUGGUGCUUCAUUACAUAUAUAUAUAUAAGUAUUCUUUUUUACUGAGAUUAGUGCUAUUUAUGCUUCCUUAAAAAGCAUGAUGGAUUUCUAUCAUUAUUCACACAUAUAUUUAUACAUGAAACAAAUCUAUCAUGACAAGUGUUCUAUAAAAAUGCUUUAUCUGAAGGCUUAAUUCUAUUUUAAACCAUCUCAUUGAUUAGUUGAAUAGAAUUUAUUUAUUAGUAAUAACUGAUCAACAGCAUUAUUUGAUCUUGUUCUGACACAGUCUUAUUUACAAUUAUUCACUUAUUUUAUUUAUUUUUCCAUGAAAUUUUCUGUUGAGUUACCUCAUUGUAAAAAUGUGUGUUUUUACUUUUAAGUGUUUUUUUUAAAAUUGCUAUUGCAUCUUCAUUAGCCUAUUUUUUAACCUUUCGACUUAUUCAUUUUGUUCCUAUGUAGUUUUUCUUCUUAUUAUGGACAUUGUUCUUCUCACACCCGGUUUUGUCUAUCUACCCCUUGUUAUUGCAGUGUUACACUGUGGAUUGUGUACUGAUGCUUGUCCAAUGUGUACUCUGCUUAUUCUUGAGAGUUUUCUGAAUCAACUAAAUAUUCUAAUUAUAUUAACAGAAUAAUCUUAUUUCUUUUAUUCAUCUCAUGUCGAUUUUCGUUGAACAAAAUUUAUGUUAUAAUGAUAUCAAUCCAUUGCUGUAUUUUGUAACAUUCUGCUAUGAAUACCGUUACAAACUAAUGUUGUUUAUCAUUAUCAUUUAAUAUUACUUUUCAUUUUAAAAUCUCGUUGUCAUAUACGUAUUAACUCUUGACUAGAACCAGUCUUUCAAAAAAACAAACAACGAUUUGUUUUUCUCUUAUUAUUAUUUACUUUUCCUUACCUCUUAGUAAAUCCAAUCAGUUUGUUUAGUAAUCAUAUGCAUAAGGAGAUAGACAUCGAUGUAAAGCUGUUCAAUUUUCUUUGUAUUAAAAUAAAACAUUUCUCGGAAUAUUUUCAUUUUAAACUUUCUUUUCCAUUUUGCUUUAUUUGUCUACUAAAAACAGAUUGAUGAGUGGCUUGUUAAUCGAAUAUAUAUAUAUAUAUAUAUAUAUUCGCUACAUUGUAAAUCAAAUACUAUUAUACAGUUUGAACAG
This is a messenger RNA of Schistosoma rodhaini, 3895 nucleotides long. The record is from the annotation of a GenBank genome assembly. Lineage: Eukaryota; Metazoa; Platyhelminthes; Trematoda; Strigeidida; Schistosomatidae.